AUGAGUACAACAGCUCCUGGUCUUGGUUUAGACGUUGUGAACAUAGUCAACAAGCUCCAGGAUGUCUUUACGGCUGUUGGGAGCAGUGCAUCUCAAAUCGAUCUUCCGCAAAUUUGUGUGCUAGGAUCCCAGUCCAGUGGCAAGAGCAGUGUGCUUGAGAACAUAGUUGGUCGUGAUUUCUUGCCGCGGGGAACUGGCAUUGUCACUAGGAGACCUCUGGUACUGCAACUGAUCAAUCGACCUGUUCCUGCGACUGCCCCAGCUGGGGCUGUUAAGAUUGAUAAAGGGAACGAUCCUAACGCAAAUGAACAUGAAUGGGGAGAGUUCCUGCACCUUCCUGGCCAGAAAAUAUACGAUUUUGAUGCCAUACGGAAAGAAAUUGUUAGAGACACUGAAGCCAAAACUGGCAAGAACGCAGGGAUAUCACCAGUCCCCAUCAACCUACGGAUAUUCUCCCCGAACGUCGUCACUCUCACUAUGGUUGAUUUACCCGGUUUAACCAAAGUGCCCGUUGGAGAUCAGCCCCGAGAUAUCGAGCGACAAAUACGCGACAUGCUAAUGAAGUACAUUUCGAAACCAGGGUGUAUAAUCUUGGCAGUCACAGCAGCGAACGUUGAUUUAGCGAAUUCUGAUGGUCUCAAGAUGGCUCGAGAAGUGGAUGCUGACGGUUCUCGAACCAUUGGGGUUCUCACCAAAGUUGAUCUUAUGGAUACUGGGACGGAUGUAGUGGACAUCUUAGCAGGAAGAGUGAUUCCCUUAAGGCUGGGAUACGUGCCGGUUGUCAAUCGGGGACAACGAGAUAUAGAGACGAAUAAAACCAUCUCGGCCGCUUUGGACCAUGAGCGCCAAUUUUUCGAAAAUCAUUCAAGCUACAGAAGCAAGGCUGUCUACUGUGGAACACCAUUUUUGGCAAGAAAACUGAAUAUGAUCCUUAUGCAUCAUAUCCGAGCGACAUUGCCUGAUAUCAAGACCCGUAUACAACAACAACUGCAGAAAUACCAAGCCGAACUAGUAUCACUUGGAGGUCCACAUGGUGAUUCAUCGAGUAGCGUUGUACUCUGUACUAUUACAGAGUUCUGUCAAGAGUUCCGCCAUGUCAUCGAUGGUAGUAUGAAUGACCUUUCUCUCAAUGAGCUGUCGGGCGGCGCACGGAUAUCAUUCGUUUUUCAUGAGCUCUUCAACAACGGCGUCAAGUCUCUCGAUCCAUUUGAUCAGGUCAAGGAUGGAGACAUCAGGACUAUUCUCUAUAAUUCAUCGGGCCACACGCCUGCGCUGUUUGUGGGGACGACAGCCUUCGAAGUCAUUGUCAAACAACAGAUUCGCAGAUUAGAGGAGCCAGGCCUUAAGUGUUGUCAACUCGUCUAUGACGAACUAAUUCGGAUUCUUGGCCAGCUACUUAACAAAGUUGUAACAAUCAUUCAAGCGAUACCCGCCCUUCGUGAGAGGCUUAAUGCAGUUGUCAUUAAUUUCUUCAAGACGGCGAUGAUACCUACAAAUGCAUUAGUUUCUGAUCUCGUUGGCAUGCAGGCAGCCUAUAUCAACACCACCCACCCCGAUUUUCUUAAUGGACAACGCGCCAUGACCAUCGUUACUGAGCGUAUCAACGCCAGCAAACCCCCGCCCGCAGCACCAGAUCCGAAGAGUGGGAAGCUUGCACCGGGUCAGAUCAAUAACAAUAAGGAUUUGGACGUGGAAGCAAAAAAGGAAGAGCCUGGCUUCUUUGGCUCAUUCUUCCCCAGCAAGGCGAAGAAAAAGGUGGGGCCUGUGAUGGAAGCACCCCCGGCUGUCAUCAAACCACAGCUAGCCUUGAGCGAGAGGGAAACGAUGGAAACCGAGGUUAUCAAACUCUUGAUUCACUCCUACUUCAACAUCGUGAAGCGCGAGAUGAUUGACAUGGUCCCCAAGGCUAUUUCACUGAUGCUGGUUCAGCACGCGAAGGACAACUUGCAAAAGGAACUCCUUCAAGAGCUAUAUAAACCUGAGAUCUUGGACGAACUGCUCAAAGAAAGUGAAUUUGUUGUCAGCCGGAGGAAAGAAGUAACGUCGAUGUUGACUGCAUUGGUCAAGGCUGAAGAGAUUGUGUCUUCGGUGUAG
Molecule: messenger RNA, 2094 nt
Organism: Cantharellus anzutake
Lineage: Eukaryota; Fungi; Basidiomycota; Agaricomycetes; Cantharellales; Hydnaceae
Product: Dynamin central region-domain-containing protein
Exons: 20
Coding region: 1-2094 (697 amino acids)
Biological process (GO): peroxisome organization
Cellular component (GO): cytoplasm; microtubule; peroxisome
Molecular function (GO): GTP binding; GTPase activity; microtubule binding
Source: RefSeq, a predicted model, not a curated record